Pezoporus occidentalis (night parrot) is the source of this 2317-nucleotide messenger RNA. It is a transcript of the gene LHX4, whose product is annotated as LIM homeobox 4. Lineage: Eukaryota; Metazoa; Chordata; Aves; Psittaciformes; Psittacidae. The record is from RefSeq and is a predicted model, not a curated record. The transcript is spliced from 5 exons. Bases 134 to 1399 code for a protein of 421 amino acids. Gene Ontology annotation, molecular function: zinc ion binding; DNA-binding transcription factor activity, RNA polymerase II-specific; RNA polymerase II transcription regulatory region sequence-specific DNA binding. Gene Ontology annotation, biological process: regulation of transcription by RNA polymerase II; neuron differentiation. Gene Ontology annotation, cellular component: nucleus.
CGCGCCCGGGCCGGCACCGGUACCGGUACCGCCCGCGGGACACGGCGCUGCCUCCCUCCGCGGGGCUCCGCCGGCCCGGGCCGCAUCUCUCCCUCCCCUCUUCUUUCCCCUCCACCGCCCCCGGGCCAAUAAAAUGAUGCAAAGCUCCGCUCUCGCUGCCGAAGGGGCUGUCAAGGGGCUUCCCGAGAUCCUCGGUGUGCCGGUGCAACAGAUCCCCCAGUGCGCCGGCUGCAACCAGCACAUCCUGGACAAGUUCAUCCUCAAGGUCCUGGACCGGCACUGGCACAGCUCCUGCCUCAAGUGUGCCGACUGCCAGAUGCAGCUGGCCGACCGCUGCUUCUCCCGGGCCGGCAGCGUCUAUUGCAAGGAAGACUUCUUCAAGCGUUUCGGGACCAAAUGCACGGCCUGCCAGCAGGGCAUCCCCCCCACCCAGGUGGUCCGCAAAGCCCAGGACUUCGUCUACCACCUCCACUGCUUUGCCUGCAUCAUCUGCAGCCGGCAGCUGGCCACCGGCGAUGAGUUCUACCUGAUGGAGGACGGGCGGCUGGUCUGCAAGGAGGACUAUGAGACUGCCAAGCAGAACGAUGACUCUGAGGCGGGUGCUAAGCGGCCCCGGACCACCAUCACGGCCAAGCAGCUGGAGACACUGAAGAACGCCUACAAAAAUUCCCCCAAGCCCGCCCGGCAUGUGCGGGAGCAGCUUUCAUCUGAGACGGGGCUUGACAUGAGGGUGGUGCAGGUGUGGUUCCAGAACCGCCGGGCCAAGGAGAAGCGGCUGAAGAAGGACGCAGGGCGGCAUCGCUGGGGGCAGUUCUACAAGAGCGUCAAGCGGAGCCGUGCCGGUGGCAAGCUGGAGAAGGAGAGCUCAGCCGAGGACUGCGGCGUCAGCGACAGCGAGCUCAGCUUCCGUGGUGAGCGGGGAUCCGGCACAGGGCAGGGGGGUCGCGGGGGUCCCCCCUGCGCUGACGUUUCCCCUCUGCUGUCCCUCCUCUCCCCAGCAGAAGAUCAGAUCCUCUCCGAGCUCGGCCACACCAACCGGGUUUAUGGCACCGUGGGGGACGUGGCAGGAGGACAGUUGCUGAACGGCAGCUUCCCCAUGGAGGGAACAGGACAGUCGUACCAGGACUUGCGGGACGGCAGUCCCUACGGCCUCCCCCAGUCGCCGUCCUCCAUCUCCUCCCUGCCGUCCCACCCGCCCUUGCUCAACGGGCUGGACUACGCCAUGGACGGCAGCCUGGGGCUGGUGGCCCACGGGGCGCAGGGGGUGAGUCAGACGCUGCGGGCCAUGGCCGGGGGGGGGCCCACCUCCGACAUCUCCACGGGGAGCAGCGUCGGGUACCCAGACUUUCCCACCAGCCCGGCCUCCUGGCUGGACGACAUGGAUCACCCCCCUUUCUAAGCGCCGCUCGUCCCCUGCUCCGGCCCCCCUCGCUUCCCCCCAGCCCGCAAGCAUAGCACUGAGGGCGCCUGCCGGCAGUUGACCUUUCCAGGAUUUCCCAUGGGAAUCUGCCCCGGAGGGCUGGAAGGAGAGGGAUCAGCAUCCGCGAUGGCCCUGGGUGGCUGUGCUUGGGGUGUGUGCGUGGGACACAGAUGCCUUUGGGUGUAAGCACAAGAGAGGUGUCGGCGCACGGGAUGCAUGGCGAGGACCCUGCGCAGGGCUGGGCACAGAGGGUGCUGGUGAUGGUGCGGGCCGGCGGGAGGGAAGGACAAUCACGGAUGGCAGAGUCCGUCCCGGGGCCCGCGCCAGCCCCGCACCCCUUCUUUUGAGCACCGCUGCUAUUUUCAAGAGUUAUUUUUCGAUACGGAGUUGAAAAGCGGCUUGGCGCUGCCCGGAACCUCAGCGGGAAGAAAAGUCUAUAUUGUAGAAGGGUUUAUUUUAGCGAGGCAGGGGACCUGUCCAGGCAGGGCCAUUGCCCUGCUGCCCGGGGGUGAUGCUGCCGUGCACGGCUGUGAUUUAUCCCUGGCACGCAGGAGCACUUACAGCGCAUCCCUGCGGGGUUUACCUCGGUCAUGUGGCAGGGAGGAAUUAAAACAGAAAAAGCCUCUCACUGGAGAUGCCCAUGGCCAAGCAGUGCUGUGCUGGGGCCGGCCGGGGUGCUCGGGGCUGGCACAUGGAGAGCAGCUGCCGCAGGUGCUGGAGAAGGGUGGCAGGGAGAGGUGGGGAAUGUUUGCUCUCAGGGUAUUGCAAUUCCCCCCCGCAAAAGAAGGGAAAAAGAGCAUUUCAUCAGCUGCAGAAGCACCCCCGUGGUGGGGAAUGGAGGGGAUUAUACUGUGACACCCCCCCUGGCAUAGGCCAACCACCUCCUCUGGUGCUGUG